AUGAUGCAAAUAUCACGUCCUUCCUCUCCAAGUGUCUUGACAUUUUCCAAAGAAACCAAACUUGCACGAAACGCUUCAGUAACCCUCGCCAAUGUACCAACGACUGGUUUACAUGGAAUCCUACAACCUACUGGUACAGCUGCCAGUAAUAAUGCUGCUGUCAUCCCAGGACCAACUAAACGACAUACCACACACGGUGGCCAUAAUGUGAUUUCCCACAACUCGUUCAUGAGUAGAGCAGACGAUCGAGAUGCCAUGCUGUCGCCACAUAUUAGACAGGCUAUACUCGACAAAGGAAUGGAACGAAGUUUCAAAUACGAGCCUGAACGGGUUACAUGUCGAAAGGUGGAUCUUAUGGAGGUUCGAGACUAUCCAAGGAUUGUUUCUGACCGGACAAAACGUCACAAGGCUGUAUACUCUUGUGGAUUUUGUGCAGAUACCAAAGAGGUUUAUCGAGCGUUGGGUGAUCCGGUACUGAAUUCAGAAGCUUUGAUACUUCAAGACCCAAUGCAUUUGGAUUCAAACCCAUUCGAGCAGUCUUACAAUGAGCAAUUAAGUGAAGCUCAAGAAGACAAGGUGUAUUUCGAAAAGGUUGCUCAAGGGUUGGAGAGAAUAGCUGCAGUGCAACCACGAAGAAGCAACGGACAAUCAUAUCUCAAAGACAAGAUUGCCCAGUCCAAAGCACGAAUCCAUUCAGUCAAGUUUGGGAUAUCAUACAUGGAAAUAUGCGAGCAACUAGACCAGACGAUCAGGAAAGAAGAAGAAGAGAGAGUCAAACGUGCACGAAGUAGUCGACGAUCAUCGUUUCAUGCCAAUGUUGGAGAUGGGACUAAGCAAGUGUAUUAUUCUGGACUUCUUGAACGAGCAUUGAAUGGACGCACACGAGCUCCAACGGAUGGAGGUGACUCUAUUGCAUCGAAAGAGAGACAGAAGAGUGCUGGGUAUGGUGGUGCUUGGUCUGCUACAAGACCUGCAAGCACCAAAGGCAAAUCCACAUCAGCAACAAUAUCACCAAGCCAUCUAAACAUCCCAGACUCUGUUUCAACAACUCUCAAACCCAUAAACACAACAUCUCUAAUACCGCCUUCAAGUAGUAGACUACCACUGGCACCACAACACUCGAUCGUGCAACAGCAACAGCAAAACUCGCAGCCAAAUUCCCCAACCACGAAAUCACAAGCAAGUAUGGAGUCACAACUGGGUGUGAUACGUGAGCGAGCAGCACCAGAUCCCAUAGAGAGAUUAUUGCAAGCAAGGGACUUGAUAAAUUCUGAAAAGGAUAAGAUUACAGAGUCUUUGGUCAAGAGUUUGGAAAGGGCAGACGCUGAACGAAAAGUCAUGUCGUUGAGGAAGUUGAGGGCGUUUGAUGUUGGCAAGAACGCCACGGUUGAAACCGAUUUGCGAAAGAUGCGCGAGAAAGCAGUUACAGCUGAUGCGAGAUUCGCUGCAAUAAACCGCCAACCAAAAGUGGCGAAUCAAGGAACAGAUUUUUGGUUGGGUCAUUGA
This is a messenger RNA of Synchytrium microbalum, 1506 nucleotides long. RefSeq lists its product as uncharacterized. The transcript has 7 exons. The record is from RefSeq and is a predicted model, not a curated record. NCBI's taxonomy places the organism in Eukaryota, Fungi, Chytridiomycota, Chytridiomycetes, Synchytriales, Synchytriaceae. Bases 1 to 1506 code for a protein of 501 amino acids.